AUGGCUGGAAAACGCAAAGAAAGAGAUCUAGUUGCCCCAGAUAUCACGGAAGAUGCGGCAGAGCGGAAACGAAUCCUGAAUAUACUUGCCCAAAGACGAUACCGACAAAGAAGGAAACAUCGAAUACAAGCCCUGGAAGCGCAGCUGAAAGGUGUGAGUCCGCAUAAUGCAGAAAUAUCGUUUCCCGGGGUCGAGAAAGAUAGAGGUGGCAUAGGUCUUCCGACGGAAGUUUUAUCUCCCUCCUCAACUCCAGCUACCUUGGAUAGGAGUAAUACUAUAACCUUAGAUUAUGAAGGCCAAGAAAUGACAGCCUCAGUGGGCCCCGAGACCUGUCCAGCUGGUACGGCUUCCGGAUUCAGCGAUAUCACUCUGGUGCCAGAGGUCUUCACCGGACCUUUCCUGCCAGCUGUACCACAUUUACUCCCCUCAGAACUACCAACGCUUGGUUCACCAUUCAUCACUGCUCUUUCUCCAAGAACCCUGGGGCAAACAUCUCUAGGUUCAUUGAUCUCCACAACUGGCGCUCCUUUGGGGGUCUCUCCAUUAUCACUAUUCCCAGGGCCAGAAAACUCAGCUCAAGGCCAUAGUGACGGCGAUGAUGUACAGUGCAAUAGUUUUUUCAGUGACCCAGAGAGCGCGUACAACAUUUCGGAUGAUCUACAAGACUACCAGUCUUCCAAUUUCACGUUUCCCGAUGAUCACUUGCUCCAAGUUCCCUCCCUUACCCUUCUGAGUGCGGCGGUUAGGGUAGCUCAGAGGCUAGGCAUCGGAGAUUGCCUCUGGGAUAUUGCUGCGGUGAGUCCAUUUCACAGGCCACGGGUUUACACUCAACCUUCUACUUCUUCGCCGCCAUGCUCGCUGCCUCCUUCAUCGACCUCUUCUACUAUACAGACAUCAGACCCAAGUCAAACCAGCGACGGAGGGGAUACUAAUAACAUUGACCCGGAGACGUUGCCUGAGCAUCUACGGCCAACCAGAACUCAAGUUCUUAUCUCACAUCACCCCAUUCUCGAUCUCCUCCCCUGGCCUACUGUCCGGGAUAAAUUGAUCCAAGUGUUUAACCUCCCUGUCAAUCUACGUCCAAAGUCAGCUCAGGAUCCGAUGGGACUUGUACGGCUGGUAUAUGAUAUGGAAGAUGUCGGAGGAGAAGGAAUCCGAGUUCACAGUAGCGAUCCAUUCGAGGUGGCUGGUUGGGAAAUUGGACAACUGAUGUUUGAAAGGUGGUGGUGGGCCUUUGAGACAGACACUGUGGAGAGAAGUAACCGCGGAAGAAGAGAGAGAGGCGAGAAAUGCCUAGAGUUGUCAUGAACUAAUGCAAUUCUGAGUAUGUCGAAACAAGCAGAGGUUGAUCUUGCUUUCAUAAUUAAAAUUAAUGGUUUUUGGACCUUACGUGCCUGGUUGUUUCAUUGCAUGCUUUGAACAUUGAUUCCCACGAAAAUUGGAGGGCAUGAGAACUGUCUAUCUUCUAU
This is a messenger RNA of Aspergillus caelatus, 1469 nucleotides long. RefSeq lists its product as uncharacterized. Lineage: Eukaryota; Fungi; Ascomycota; Eurotiomycetes; Eurotiales; Aspergillaceae. Gene Ontology annotation, molecular function: DNA-binding transcription factor activity. Bases 1 to 1308 code for a protein of 435 amino acids. Gene Ontology annotation, biological process: regulation of DNA-templated transcription. The record is from RefSeq and is a predicted model, not a curated record. The transcript is spliced from 2 exons.